Abrus precatorius (Indian licorice) is the source of this 1573-nucleotide messenger RNA. RefSeq names its product CBL-interacting serine/threonine-protein kinase 1-like. The record is from RefSeq and is a predicted model, not a curated record. Gene Ontology annotation, biological process: signal transduction; protein phosphorylation. NCBI's taxonomy places the organism in Eukaryota, Viridiplantae, Streptophyta, Magnoliopsida, Fabales, Fabaceae. Gene Ontology annotation, molecular function: ATP binding; protein kinase activity. Bases 112 to 1455 code for a protein of 447 amino acids. The transcript is spliced from 12 exons.
AAUAAGCAAGCAAAAAUUUCGGAACAGAAAAAAAGGGAAUUUUGGGCUUGUUUCCUUUUGGGGGGAUUGGAGAGAGAGAGAGAUUAGAAAGGAGAAAAGGGGAAAUUGGUGAUGGUGAUCUUAAACCUUGGGAGGAAGAAAGAGGGGCAGGGAAUGCGACUUGGGAAAUAUGAAUUAGGAAGGACACUUGGAGAAGGCAAUUUUGGAAAAGUCAAGCUGGCAAGGGACACCAAUUCUGGUAAACUUUUUGCUAUUAAGAUACUUGAGAAGAGCAAGAUCAUUGACCUCAAUAACACUGAUCAGAUAAAGAGGGAAAUAUCCACCUUGAAGCUCCUUAAACAUCCCAACAUCGUUAGAUUAUACGAGGUCUUGGCUAGCAAAACCAAAAUUUAUAUGGUACUUGAGUACGCGAAUGGAGGAGAGUUAUUUGACAAAAUUGCAUCCAACGGUAAACUUAAAGAAGCUGAUGGUAGGAAGAUGUUCCAACAGUUGAUUGACGUUGUGAGCUAUUGCCACAAUAAAGGUGUCUACCACCGGGAUCUCAAGCUGGAGAAUGUGCUAAUGGAUGCCAAAGGGAACAUAAAGAUAACCGACUUUAACCUUAGUGCUUUGCCCCGGCAUUUUAGGGCAGAUGGGUUGCUGCAUACAACCUGUGGAAGUCCCAACUAUGUUGCUCCAGAGAUCCUUGCCAAUAGGGGCUAUGAUGGUGCAACAUCAGAUAUAUGGUCAUGUGGAGUUAUCUUGUAUGUAAUUCUAACAGGAUACCUUCCUUUUGAUGAUAGAAAUCUUGCAGUUCUCUAUCAAAAGAUUUUUAAAGGAGAUGUUCAGAUACCAAGAUGGCUAUCACCUGGUGCCCAAUACAUUAUCAGGAGGAUUCUUGAUCCCAAUCCUAAAACCCGGAUAACAAUGGCUAUGAUCAAAGAAGAUGAAUGGUUCAAGGAGGGCUAUAACCCUGCUAAUCCAGAAGAUGUGGAAGAGGAUGUAUAUAUUGAUGAUGAAGCCUUUUCCAUCCAUGAUGAGUCACUAGAAUAUCAGGGGGGUCCAGGAUCACCAACACUCAUCAAUGCUUUUCAGUUGAUAGGGAUGUCUUCAUGUCUAGACCUCUCUGGCUUUUUUGAGAAAGAGGAUGUCUCUGAGAGGAAGAUAAGAUUUACAUCAACCCAUUCACCUAAAGAUUUGGCUGAGGGGAUUGAAGACAUUGUAACUGGAAUGGGAUUUAGAGUCCAGAAGAAAAAUGGAAUGUUGAAAGUGAUACAAGAGAACAAAGCACAGAAAAGUCUAGGUAGCCUCUCAGUGGCAGCAGAGGUGUUUGAAAUAAGCCCAUCCUUGUAUGUAGUAGAGUUACGUAAGUCUUAUGGAGAUGCUUCUGUAUAUAGACAGCUAUGCAAGAAGUUAUCAAAUGAUUUGGGUGUUCAUCCAAAGCAACAGCUAGGCAGCUCUGAAGUGAUAUGCUGAAAGAAAAGAAUUUAGAAGUCAGAUAAUGUAUAUUUUGCAUUUUUGUUUGAGGUGGGAUAGUUAUGUAGAUGGGUUAAGAUAUCAAUUGUAUAUAUACCAUUCUCUUUAGUGUAGUGCU